Molecule: messenger RNA, 557 nt
Organism: Mytilus californianus (California mussel)
Lineage: Eukaryota; Metazoa; Mollusca; Bivalvia; Mytilida; Mytilidae
Product: P2X purinoceptor 7-like
Exons: 2
Coding region: 24-530 (168 amino acids)
Source: RefSeq, a predicted model, not a curated record
UUGAUGGCCUAUCUGAAGAUCAGAUGAAAUUUGCCAUGAUGGCCACGUACAGGGAACAGCCUAGUUUUCUGUUCAGAGUACUGGAAGCAGUAAACCAACAGUUUACUGCAAGUGAAACUACACCAGAGCCAGAACCAACUCCAACACCAACACCUUCAGGAGAUGUCCCAACUUGGUGCCGGUGCAACAAUUGCAGGGAAAUGCCCAGUGAGGUUGAAAAAAGAUGUUGCAAUCAAAUACUUCAAAACUGCCACUCUAUACUACAUGAUUUUCACAAUGUUGUAUUGGACCCUUUGGUUCUUGAGGUUGCAAUGAGAUACCGGAAUGAUAUGAUUGCUCAGCCUCCAGACCAAGACUACAAUAGAUGCCACAGACACACAGCAUACCGCCAAUAUGUUCUGUGGAUCCAUGGAUAUCUUGGAGCUGGGAACAGACAAGUAAUUCCAAGUUGCUGUGUUUGGGCUAUAAGGAACAGAUUCCCAGACCCAUCUGGCCAAUAUGUUGGAUUUAUUGGAGGACGUUUUGGUUGAGAAGGAAUAAAUUUUAUUUCAAUUUUA